GUGUGGCACUGUUGCAGCUCAGUGCCUACAGAGCGCUGUUUUUAAAAAUCAUAAAUACAGUUAAAGAAAUCACAGUAUGAAUGGGUAUAAGAAAGUAUGAAGGUGUAGCACUGUUGCAGCUCAGUGCCUACAGAGCGCUGUUUUUAAAAAUCAUAAAUACAGUUAAAGAAAUCACAGUAUGAAUGGGUAUAAGAAAGUAUGAAGGUGUAGCACUGUUGCAGCUCAGUGCCCACAGAGCGCUGUUUCUGUUUCCACAGUGGUGGAGUCAAGUAAGGAAAGUCUGACCAAUCACUUGCAUAUUCCCUGUAAUGUUUAAGUAACGUUCACAAACAAAAACAUCUAACUUUAGAGUUUCAGUCAUUCACUCAACAGAUAUCAAGGCACUAAUGAGUAAGACACAGUCCCCACCUUCAAGGAACCUGAAGAAAUAAGACAGGUGUCUUCCCUAAACUGGAGUCACUUGGAACAGUUGUCAUAAAGCAGAAUACUAUGGGAGCUUUGAGGAGAGGAGGUUACUUCUAGCCGGGGGAAUCUGUUACUUGGUUCUGAGACUUUUUACCAAUAAAGAGCUUCUGUAAAAGGAAGAAUAGAUUUCAGAAAUUUUCGAGUGCUUGAUAGUCUAUGAUAAGUAAUAUUUAUUUCAUUAAAAGUUUUUUAAAAUCUUUUCAGCAAUUGCUUUUUUGUUCUUUUACCUACAGACUUUUUCCGUAACUGCAUUAUCUGGUUUACAGAAGUGUAUUAGCCACUGAGAGAUGGGAGUGCUCACCGAGCCAGCACUUUAUUCACAGGGCCCCUUCCCCAAAAGUGAGCCCUUUACCGGUAGUGAUGUCAUUCAGUGUCAGUUUCUUAUCCAGACACCCUUUAAGUGGGUAUAACCCGUAUAUAGAGAUAAUCGAACAACCCAGGCAGAGGGGCAUGCGAUUCAGGUACAAAUGUGAAGGACGGUCAGCAGGCAGCAUUCCCGGGGAGCACAGCACAGACAGCAACCGGACGUACCCGUCCAUCCAGAUUAUGAACUACUAUGGAAAAGGAAAAGUGAGAAUUACGUUAGUAACGAAGAAUGACCCCUAUAAACCUCACCCUCAUGAUCUAGUUGGAAAAGACUGCAGAGAUGGCUACUAUGAAGCAGAGUUCGGACAGGAGCGCAGGCCUCUGUUUUUUCAAAAUUUGGGUAUUCGUUGUGUAAAGAAAAAAGAAGUAAAAGAAGCUGUAAUUUCACGGAUAAGGGCAGGAAUCAAUCCUUUCAGUGUCCCUGAACAACAGCUGCUUGAUAUUGAAGACUGUGACCUCAACGUGGUGAGGCUGUGUUUUCAGGUUUUCCUCCCCGACGAACACGGCGAUUUGACAACUGCCCUGACUCCUGUCGUCUCAAACCCAAUUUAUGACAAUCGUGCUCCUAAUACAGCAGAAUUAAGGAUCUGUCGUGUGAACAAGAACUGCGGAAGUGUCAGAGGAGGGGAUGAGAUAUUUCUACUCUGUGACAAAGUGCAGAAAGAUGACAUAGAAGUUCGUUUUGUGUUGAACGACUGGGAAGCAAAAGGGAUCUUUUCACAAGCUGAUGUGCACCGCCAAGUGGCCAUUGUUUUCAAGACUCCGCCAUAUUGCAAAGCUAUAACGGAGCCAGUAACAGUGAAGAUGCAGCUGCGGCGGCCUUCUGACCAGGAAGUUAGUGAGUCUAUGGACUUUCGAUACCUGCCAGAUGAAAAAGAUACUUAUGGCAAUAAAGCAAAGAAACAAAAGACAACUCUGCUUUUCCAGAAGCUAUGGCAGGACUGUGGAGUUAAUUUUUCCGAAAGACCGAGACCUGGCCCCCUAGGAUCAGCCGCAGAAGGACGAUUCAUCAAAAAAGAGCCGAACUUGUUUCCUCAUGGCGCAGCUGCAACAGAGACGCCCCGGCCCUCGAGUCAAACAGAACCUUACUAUCCCCCUCCCGUGUCCGUCUCACGGGCGUUGCCACAUCACGGCUCAGCCAUGUCCUCCCUGAUGCACACGCCUUCUUCAGGCUGGUCGUCUGGGGCUCGCCUCAGCUCACAGUCAGUCAGUACAAAUCCACCGAAUAGUUUUUCAGCAGGAACACUUCCCUCUAACUCACAAGCUAUCCCACCAUUACUGGAAAUUCCCGUCGCCGGUGAUUUAAGUGCCUCGGGCGCUUGCAUUUACAGCAGCCCUAACAACAUCGGCCCCGUGGAAGCGUCGUCAGUGCCAACAGCCGACUUGUACGGUAUCUCUGAUGCCGGCUUGCUGCCUAAUUGCCCUGUGGGUAUGAUGGGGCCUUGUACUGAGAGUCUGAGGGAGCCGGAUAACACGCGACUUGUCAUGAGCAUGAAUCUCGACAGCCCCACCUGUAAUUCGGUGUUGGACCCUAGAGACUUGAGGCAGCUCCGGCAGAUGUCCUCGUCCAGCGUGUCAGCAGGUGCCAGUUCCAGCGCUGCCGCUUUUGUCUCACAGCCAGAUGCAUUUGAGGGAUCAAACUUCAGUUGUACCGAUAACGGCCCGAUGAAUGAGUCAGGACCACCCAACGGCACUAACCCAGGCAGUCACGGCUUUGUUCAGAGUGGCCAGUAUUCAGGUAUCAGCACCAUGCAAAGUGAGCAACUGGGUGACGCAUUUGCAUAUGAAUUUUUUCACAUGUAAGUUGUAAGAUUCCAGUGGUGAUUUAAAUCCUUUUAAAUCUUUACAGUCAUUUUAGUAUCACCUACUUAGCAAGAAGCAUUUUAUAUUUGUCUGAUUGAGGCUAUAAUAGAGAUAUACUUUUUUUUAUUAGUUUUCACUGUUGAGGGAUGACGGUCCAAAAACUUCUUUUUCAGGGAGAAACAUAAAAUUUGGACAUAUAGUACAUAGGGGCUUUAUUGUUUCUUCUCUUGAAACAUGUGACCUGGCACCCUUUGUGGUAUGGAUUCCGUCUCAAGAGUCCCACCAAAUUGCCCCAGCAUACACCAAGAAGAACGUUAAAAAGCUUUUCUAAUUACACUUUUUUUUUUUAAUUCAUUUCAAUGAAUUAACUGAUAUUUGCUUCCAAGCAAAUUUAAGGUAAAAUGUGUAAUGGCUAUGUCAUUGGAAACAUAAAUUCCUUAUUAUUUCUGAGGCCCAUGGCCAAGGUGACCCCUAAGGGGUUUUCUGAGGCUUCUUGGAGUUUCUUAGAUUUACGUGUAAAUCAAGACUUCUUGAAAUGCUAGGUUGGGCAGGAGGCAGUUGAGAUGAACUUUCGUGGUAUGGAAGGUUCUCUACAUUUGGACUCUUUAAAUCCAGACCCCUAGAAUUGUUUAUGAUUUUAGCUUUGCACCUGUGUUUUUAAGGGAAGAAGCUUCCUUGGACCUCUCCUCUUUAUUACUGUCAUCACUGCCUGUGAUCCUCUGCGGUUUCAUUUCUUUAAAUGCCACUAUGUGCUGCCAACUCACAAAUUCUACCCUGAGCCAAGACCUAUCACCUAAAUUCCAGACCUGGUGCCUGUGUGUGCACACACCUGCAUGCACAUACACGCACGCGCACACGUGCACACAUACAUGGCACACGCACAUACACCGCAUUCUGUCCCAGUCAUCUAGUGCUGCUAUAACAGAAAUACCACAAAUGGAUGGCUUUACCAAACAGAAAUUUAUUCUCUCUCAGUUUCCAAAGAACCAAAACCAGUGCCGUAGAGUCGAUUCUGACUCAUAGCGACCCUACAGGACAGAGUAGAACUACCCCACAGAGUUUCCAAAGAGCGCCUGGUGGAUUCGAACUGCCAGCCCUUUGGGUAGCAGCUGUAGCACUUACCCACUACGCCACCAGGGUUUCCUCUCUCACAGUUUAGGAAGCUAGAAGUCUGAAUUCAGGGUGCCGGCUGAAAGGAAGGCUUUCUCUGUCAGCUCUGGAGGAAGGUCCUUGUCUCUUCUGAGCUUCUGCUCCUCGACAGUCUUCACAUGGUUUGGCAUCUGUCUUCCUCCAUCUCUGCUCUGCUUGCUUGUUUAAUCUCUUUUAUAUGUCAAAAGAGAUUGACUCAAAAUACACCCACAGUGAUUUGCCUCAUUAACAUAACAAAGAUAACCCCUUCCCAAAUGGGUUUUGACAUAUCUACCUAGAAAUCUAAUAAAGCUCUAAUACCAUAUAUCCAAAACUUAGUUCCUGAUCUUUCCUUCCAAACUUGUUUCUCCUUCAGUCCUCCCCAGCUCUGGACAUGGCAGUGCCAUGCUUCCAGUUGCUCAGGCCAAAAACCCUGGAGUCAUCCUUGAUCCCUGUCAUUCUUUUACAUCCCCUCACCAGUCCUUCAUCGACUCCAGUAGGCUCUUCCUUCAAAACAUCCAAAGCAAACCACCUCCUCUGACCUCUGCUGUUACAAACACCCCAUUGCAAGCCACUGUCAUCUCUGCCUGGACUGAAGCUGCAGCCACCACAGGCCCUCUACGGCCUCUUCUCCGUAAAGUAGCCAGGGUUGCUGUUCUUAAAACAAGUCAGAUCCUGUCGUUCAUCUGCUCAGGGCUGUCCAGUGGCCUGGAGCUCAUUCAGAGUAAAGGCUGAAGUUUUUACAAUGAACCAGCCGGCCUCCACUCCCUCUCCUACGUCGUCUACCACCGUCCUUCCCGGCCUCCACACUCCCUCUCCUACCUCGUCUACCACUGUCCUUCCCGGCCUCCACACUCCCUCUCCUACCUCGUCUACCACUGUCCUUCCCGGCCUCCACACUCCCUCUCCUACCUCGUCUACCACUGUCCUUCCCGGCCUCCACACUCCCUCUCCUACCUCGUCUACCACUGUCCUUCCCGGCCUCCACACUCCCUCUCCUACCUCGUCUACCACUGUCCUUCCCGGCCUCCACUCCCUCUCCUACCUCGUCUACCACCGUCCUUCCCGGCCUCCACACUCCCUCUCCCACCUCGUCUACCACUGUCCUUCCCGGCCUCCACACUCCCUCUCCUACGUCGUCUACCACCGUCCUUCCCGGCCUCCACCCUCCCUCUCCUACCUCAUCUACCACUGUCCUUCCCGGCCUCCACACUUCUCAAAGCGCCCAGGUGUGUACUUGCCUCAGACCCGUCUACCUGGUCUUCCCUCUGCCUCAUGGGCUUGCCCCACAGGUACACACACAGCUCGCUCCCUUAUGGCUUCCAGGCCUCCCUCAGCUGUUACCUCGUCAGCACUGUGCAGAUGGCAGCACCCACCACUGCUCUGUUUUUGUCCAUAGCACUUACCACAGUUUGACUUCUUAGUCAUUUUACUUAUUUGUAUAGUUUGUUUUCCUAUACUGGAAUAUAAGCUACAUGAGGGCAUAAAUCUUCACUUUGUUUACUCCUGAAUCCCCAGUGUCUAAAACCGUGUCUGCCUCUAUUAAACAUUCAGUAAGUAUUUAUUGAACGUUCAAAGUACUAUUAGUAAAACUUUGUUUCUUAAAACAAAGAAUAGUUUUAAUUGCUAAAUGAUUAUAAUUUUUACAGUUUUUUCGAUUACUAAUGUUAAUCCAAACUAUUUGAAAGCAAAUAAUCCCAAUGGCAAGAUAAUGGUAGAAUUUGAGCAUUAAUCCCAAUUGAAUUGUCAUGAUGCUAAGUAACUAACAUGUUAAAGACCUAGUUUAUCUUACAGCCAGAACCUACCGUAAAUGUUGAGCAUAUUUCUAGCUAGAAACAAUGUCCAACCACACCAUAAAUGUGCUGGAACAAUUAAAAUUAGCCCAGUCAGCCAAAAUGGGGACUGUGUGGACACCAUAUAUACAAACCUAAGUUGAAGGAUCUGGAAAUAGAAAGCAGAGCAGGCAGGGAGAUCGCUUGGCCUAAAACAUGGCGUCUAGAUUGGUAAGACACGAGGUCGGGCAAGUUCAGGAAGCAGAAGAAAAAGAUUCAAAACACCUAACAAAGUGCCCUUAGUAGUUGUCAGAAGUUACGAUUUCAAAAGGAAACAUUUCUACAACUUUAAAACCCAGAAGCACACAAAACAUGUUUACAACUUACCAGGAAGAAAGAAAAACCUGAAGGCACCAUUCCUUCCUGUUGAAAAUAUGAACCCAGGAUAAUGGGCAGUGGGCUUUUUAAAGUACAUGUACAGAACCCUGAUGGUGCAACGGUUAAGCGCUCGACUGCCAACCGAAAGGUUGGUGGUUCAAACCCACCAGCUGCUCUGCAGGAGAAAGAUGUGGCAGUCCGCUUCCACAAAGAUGACAGCUUCAGAAACCCCAUGGGGCAGUUCUACUCUGUCCCGUAGGGUCACUAUGAGUCGGAAUUGAUGCCGUGGGUUUCGUAUACCUGUGCUUAGAGUAUUUACAAUGGAUUUUUCAUUUUUCAGGUGCUAUUUACUGAAAAAAAAUUUUUUUUUCUUUUUUUUUCACUGAUCAGAGAAUUUAUUUUGUAAUUUAAAAAGGACUUGGCAGCCUGCUUCCUCUCUGUCUCUACAUGUCUUUAUAGCUUAGCCUGCCCUCGUGACACCCCACUUUCAGUGUCUAAGGGUGUCCACCUUCCUUUCUGAGCCCCACUUGUGCACUGGGUCCCCUUUGCCCUGUCCUGGGCUCCCUGUGUCCUUGUCACUACUUAGUGCGGCUUUUCUUUGUGUAAACGUGCUGAACGCCUUCUCUAGCCUAAAGAGAAAGGCAAAAGCCCUUUCCUACCACCCCCAAGCUCCAUCCCUUCACAUCCAGACUCCUGAGCUGCUCUCAGCCUCCAUUUCCUCACUUCCACUCAGUCCUCGGCCUAGCCAUCUGUUGUCAGCACCUACUGUUGUCUUAGGAUAUUUGGGAAAGGUGACGGAGACUCCCCCAUUGUCAGGUCUAGUGUCUUCUUACCAGUUCCCUCCCUGCCUGGUCCCCCCAUAGCCUUUUACCUUCUCGGCCACUCACUCCUUGGAUGCUCCUCCUUGGUUUCUGUGGUGGACAAGAUUCCUUCUGACACUAUUUUUUUCUCCAGAUUCUCAGCCUCAGCCCUUGUUUGGUUCUCUUUUCUCCCUGGCAGUCUCGUUGAUGCCCACAGCGUCAGCUCUCUCCCACACCACCAGGAGGCCCCUAUCAGCUGGGUUCCUACUCUCUCGACUCCUCUGCUUUCGUUCAUGGCAUUACCAUUUACCCGGCCACCCAGGACGUUUAUUGAGAACCUUGACAUCUGUUCUGUUCUUUUUCUCUCUCUCACUCACAGUCAUCAAGUCCUUGAGUCUGCCUCCUUGGUCUCCUGUGUCUCCCCUCUCCAUUCCUGGUGCUUAGUACAGGCCACCGUUCUUGUCCCCAACAGGAAUCUUUCCCACGUGUUUCAGUUAAAAAUGCCCCACUCCCCUCACGCCUUGUUACACAGUUAGCAUUCUGUGAGAAAACCUCUUCUCAUACCGCCACGUUACCCCUCUGAUACUGCCGCGUGACUCCUCUCAUACCACCUUUGACAUGUUACCCUCUGCCUUAUGUGCAGCCAGAAUAUCCUUCAACAUGGGCUUCUCCUCUGAAGCUUGGUCCUGCCUCCCUAGCAGGGGUGCAGCUUGUCCCAUCCCUAUUUCACAAGCCCUCUUGCUGAAUUAUAGGCAUUUCAGUGUUUGUCUUUGGGACUCCAGCACUUAGCACAGCCCCUGGCACAUAAAUGGAGCUGAAUAAAUGGUAGCUGUUACUACAGAGGGGAGGGGCUCGUUGACAUAGGAGUGGUUACAGCAGUGUGGUCAGGGACGUGGAUUUGAAAGGGAAGGGUACUCCACCUGGCAGGAAAAGCAGUGACGCCCAGCCUCCUGACGCCUUGUGAAAUACACUUCUUUAUGUUCUACCCGGCCUUCCUUUUGAAAACCCCUCUGCAGACCCCUGAGAUUGAAAGCAGUGCUGUUGGGAGAGGGUCAGCUGUACUGAGUAGGAAUUCCAGAGUUGCUAGGGUUAUCUCAUCUCUCUGACCUUGCCACUUCUCUCCACUACAUGGCAGACUGAGUCUCUACUCUCCUCCACGCGUUUCCCCUGUUCCUUAUCCCUGCACAGACGUGCCAGUGUUCAUGUAGCUGGUCAGGUAUCAGAUGUAGGGAGCACUGUGUCAUGUGCUGGAAAUAACACAGAGGUGAAUGGGAAAACCCUUGCCCUCAGAGGUGUCCUCUGUUUCUUCGGAAGGACAGCAUACACACAGCGAAGUGCACUCGUGUUCAGUGUACUGCUUGGUGAGCUUCUAUAGGCGAGCACCCACAUAACCGCCCGUGUAGGACAUUACAGGUGAGCACCCAUAUAACCGCCCGUGGAGGACAUUCCCAGCACCCACAGGUUUCCUCGUGCCUCUUGCAGCAUCCACCCGCCUCAGAACCACUGUUGCUGACCUCCAUCAUCAGAGCCUGUCACCUCAGCGUCCUCUCAGGUCCACAGCUGAUCUCUCUGCAGGCAGGCAGUCCCCACGUUACCAAC
This is a messenger RNA of Loxodonta africana (African savanna elephant), 8311 nucleotides long. It is a transcript of the gene REL, whose product is annotated as REL proto-oncogene, NF-kB subunit. Gene Ontology annotation, cellular component: cytoplasm. Gene Ontology annotation, biological process: cellular response to stress; inflammatory response; positive regulation of transcription by RNA polymerase II. The record is from RefSeq and is a predicted model, not a curated record. Lineage: Eukaryota; Metazoa; Chordata; Mammalia; Proboscidea; Elephantidae. The coding region runs from base 826 to 2634 and encodes 602 amino acids. Gene Ontology annotation, molecular function: DNA-binding transcription factor activity, RNA polymerase II-specific; RNA polymerase II cis-regulatory region sequence-specific DNA binding. The transcript has 10 exons.